Scylla paramamosain (green mud crab) is the source of this 2526-nucleotide messenger RNA. RefSeq names its product zinc transporter ZIP1-like. The coding region runs from base 1140 to 2252 and encodes 370 amino acids. Gene Ontology annotation, molecular function: zinc ion transmembrane transporter activity. Gene Ontology annotation, biological process: zinc ion transmembrane transport. The record is from RefSeq and is a predicted model, not a curated record. Gene Ontology annotation, cellular component: plasma membrane. The transcript is spliced from 8 exons. Lineage: Eukaryota; Metazoa; Arthropoda; Malacostraca; Decapoda; Portunidae.
GUGUUAUCAGCCUGUAAAAGUGUGUCAUUGCAGCAUCCAAAAUGAGAUACUUCCUCUCUGACGUUUAUUGAGAUAAGAUAAUUAAUACAUUGCAUGUGUGUGAAAUUGUUUUUUUGUGAAAUGGAAAGUUGUAGACAGAUCUUAUCAGUAAGAGGGUUAAUUUCCAUGUUUUGAAAGGCAGUUCAAUGGUCUGAUUGCAUUACCUGUUUUGCUGUUUGAUGAUUGCUGUAAGACCAAAUUGAAUGGCAAGGGGGAAAGUAGAUUCUUUAAAAUGAUUAUGAAGACAUAUUGAAGAGAUUGCCUUUGUUUAUAUAGACUGAGAUGAUGAUUGCCUUUUCUAGUCUUCCUCUUUUUUUUCUCAUGCCAUCCCACAUUUUGUGCAACCAUUCACUCAUAGUUCCUUCUGUUUAACAUCUCAGCCAUAAUCUUGUCCACCUUUGUUGCCUUGUUGGUCUUCAGAUUUUCAGUUGCUUUCAUUGCCUUAUUUCUUUUAUAUUGUUCAUGUGAUAGUUUGUAACUGAAGUAUUUAUCUUUGCACACAUGAAGGCUAUCACAUCUGUGCAGAGUUAUCAGUGUCCUGGCACAGUCAGUAUAUCAUUUAUUAGAAUGCAGUGGUGAAAAUUAAGGUUAUUAAAAUUUGUGAAACUGUCAUGGUUACAGAAGAAAAGUAAGUUAUCUCUUGUAUCUUUGUAAAUGCACGUGUACAUUCAUAUGGCUUGACUUUAGGUUUAUUUCUUGCUUGAAAUGUGAGAAAAAUUUGUAGUGUUACCAGAUCACUAAAUUGUAAUCAGAGAUAAUAAAGGUCAUCAGUAAGGCUUAUUGAUUUAUGAUAAUGCAGCCACCAGUCAUUGUGUGUGUGUGUGUGUGUGUGUGUGUGUGUAUAGAGUACAGGGUGUCAGGGUGCCCUCCCCUCUGCACCUGUGUUCAGUAAGUUGUACACUGUGGCUGCACACACAUCAGAUGUAUCUGACUCAUCUCAGUACAUGGUCAAGGGUUUGCUCUGUGAAAAAGCAAGACAGUCUGUGAUGUGUCUGUGUGACUGAGACAAGCUGUAUGCUAACCACCACCACCACCUCUUUUACCACUGUGCUGUGUGAGCUGCUCUAAUCUUCUGUGCUUGUUCCACCUCCAUCGACACCAUGUGGAACAUCAUCACCAUCAAGGGCAUUGUCCUUGUGGUGAUGUUCUUUAUCACUUUCGUGUGCUCCAUGCUCCCCAUCUUGUUUGUACGACACAUCAGGGAGACCCACGACUCUGGCCGGAGGUCCAGGUACCAGGUGCUGCUGAGUUUCAUGUCUUGCUCUGCUGGUGGAGUCUUCAUGGGCACCUGCAUCCUGGACCUUUUCCCUGAUGUGCAGCAACAACUGGACCUCCUGAUGGAUCAGAACUUUGCCACCCAGUCUUACCCUGUCGCCGAGUUCAUUGUGGUGUUUGGCUUCCUGCUUGUCCUCACCAUGGAACAGAUUGUCCUUGAUUAUAAGGAACAGAGCCUUCUUAACCGGCCGCCUGAGGCUCAGGCACUGCUGAGUGAGCCAGAGGAGCAGCGGCGCACACUUGUGCAACAACACAAUCUGAGUGGCAUCACAGAUCAGCCGGACCUGACGGCCUCCAUCAGGAGUGAGACUGGGUCCCUGAGUGGGGCAAGCCAGGGCUACAACACUGCUGCGGACCACUGUGGCCCAGAGCAUGCGGGGGGUCACAGCCACAACAUUUUUGACCACUCUGUCCACCAUGACAUUGCCUCCCACUCCUCCCUGCGCUCCCUCCUUCUGCUGUUUGCACUGUCACUUCACUCGGUGUUUGAGGGACUGGCAGUGGGGCUGCAGGGGAGCAUUGACGAUGUGGUCAGUCUGUUUCUUGUGGUCAUUUUCCACAAGGGAAUCAUUGCCUUCUCUCUGGGACUGAACAUGGUCCAGUCAAAGCUGUCGGUCACACAGAUGCUGAUGGGCAACAUGUUCUUCUGCAUCACUGCCCCACUUGGUCUGGGUCUGGGGAUGGGAAUCACAGAGAUGCAGGCCACCUUCACCACAGCAGCUGUUUCAGGCACACUUCAGGGCAUUGCUUGUGGCACCUUCCUUUAUGUCACAUUCUUUGAGGUCCUGCCUCAUGAGAUGAACAGUGGUGAGAACAGACUGCUCAAGCUGCUGUUCAUCAUCCUGGGCUUCGCCGCAGUAUGUGGUGUUCUGUACCUGGAUCCAGACAUCAAGCGCCCUCGCUGUUUCCAGGAGCCUCUGCCAGCUGGUCCCACGUAACGCACAGGUGGUGAGAGAGCAGGCUUUAUUGUGGUGUGGGCUGUGAGGCGAGACAUGUGUGCCUGUGCUAGGUUGCCUGGUUGAGAGUUGUGUGUAUCAGUACAGGCUGGUUGUGCAUUGGUGUGACUGCUGAAUAGUGAUGUGCUGGAAAAUGUGAGAUGUUUUGUAUGAUGAAGUAUGACUAGGUAAUAUUUUGCCACCAGAUGAAAAGGCAGGUUAUUUGAAUAAAUGCACUUACUGACUUGCUGGUGGGAUGGGGAAAGUUAUGAAGAGA